CAUCGCCAGAAAAGAACAGAAAUUGUAGCGCAGCGCUGCCAAAUAUACACACACGAUUGUUCCGAUUAUUCCCAUCCGAUCCGCAAAAACAAGAGCAACAGAGCGCGCGCCAUCGGAUUUAUUAAAUGCACUUCUAUAUUUAUUUAUAAACGCGAGUUUUGAGGCGCCAAUUGCGGGGAAACUAAAGUGCAGGUCACCGACGCCUCUGCCGCCGCCGCUGCCUCUGCCGACGUCGCUGCUUAUUUGGUUGCUGUUUACCGAGCUGCCUUAAAAAGUGUUUAAUAUUGGCCAGUGUGUGUCUGUGUGCUUCUAUUUUUUUUGUUUGUGGUGCGUGCAAAAUUCCGAUUUAAUUAAGAGUGUAAAGGUGUGUUUGAAGCACCUAUGCUGGCCCUGGCCCCGCCCACGACGCCCCCUCGAAAUGCCCCGUUAGCCGCGAAAUCGAAAUCAAAAUCGAAAUCGAAUCGUUUUUCUGCAACCGCAAUGCUGUCAAAUGGUUCUGCCGGCGUCGCUGCCGACGUCGCUGCCGCUGGCGACUGCGACGAGCGAACGCUUUUACUAAGCGAGGAAAUUGUUGUUGCGACGUCCACGUCCUCUGCCGGCGUCGCUGCAAAUGCGCCGCCGACGUCUCUGCCUCUGGUGCACACAACAGCAACAACAACAACGCAACAGCUACAACAGAGCAACAACAACAAUGUGAACAACAACAAUAAUGCUUCGCUUGUGGUCAGUGCUAAAAACAUGGCUAAUAAUAAAAAUAACAGCAAAUGCAAAAACAACGAGGCCAGCAGCAGUAGCAACAACAAUAAUGCAGCGGAAGCGGCAGCAGCAACAACAACAAUAGAGGAUAUAGAAACGAUAACAACGAUAACAACAACAGCUGAUGAAGAGGAUAUGUCCAGCGAUCUGAGCGACAAAUUCCCACGACCCGAAAAGAAACCCGGCAAAUUGAGCAAAUUGGGCACCAAAAGCGUCGGCCUCAAACGCGUCUCUUUUGGGUCCUCGAAGGGUUCGAUGGUGGAGACGCUGGUCUUCGAGACGCCGACGCCGUUGUCGGAGCUCGUGGAGUCGACCUUCGGGUUUGAUGGGGCAGGAGACUCAGCCGCCGAUAUCGCCGCUGCCGCCGCUGGUCAGCCGCAGCUGGCGUCGACGCUGCCGUCCCAUCUGCCCUCAGCCGGCGGCUACAGUGGAGACUAUGCUAAGGGGAACAUGGAUGACAGCGGCAUUGAGGUGCAGGAAGAAUCGGAGCGUUCGAUAGUGCGCGUUUCCAUUUACCAAAGCAGCCAGCCGCAGCAGAUCUGUCCACCGGCGGAUUACCUGCUGGACGCCCUAGACGGAGGCUAUAACUACAACUGCAACCUCGACUACACGACGAUGGCCACGACGGCGGCGGGGAUCCAGCAGCAGCAGGUGAUCGGCCUGGGAGCGGCCUACGAUCGACAGCAGAGCACCGACUCCGGCUGGGACAAUCCCUUUCGUCCAGGCGGCGAUCUGUCCAGAGAGGCUGAUGAAAUUGUCAACAUGAUCAGAGGCGGCAAGCCCAUUACACCCACAGAGGAGCGUACAAUUGGCAACGGGAGCGCCCAGCAUGCGGAUGACAAUUGCAACGGCGGAGCGGCGAUUGGCGAGAGUGUAACCAAAUCAAACCUCUCGCAGAAUCUAGCAACAGCACAAAAUGGUACAAAUUCCCAUGCCUCUGCCUCUGCCGACGCUGGCGCCGGAAAAGCAGCGACGGCGACCGAGCUGAGCGGCGGAAACAACGGGGUCACCUCGCUGGGACAGGUGUCCAAACAGGUGGUUCCGGGACCGACGUCCGCUAGUCAUGUGGUCAUCGACGAGAAGAAGAACAAGAAGAAGGGCUGCUGCGUCCUGCAAUAAUCAGCUCUGUGUUCUGUUUGCGGGGAUAUCUGGACACGGGGGACAACAAAUGGAGGGGGCGGGCAUUUUCCGGCUAGCCGUGUUUUUUGAUGUUAAUGUUUUUUUGGGGAAAAUGAAGAGCCGAGCUGUUGAUAUUUUUCAUGCCGCAUAAAUCGCUUUGCUUAGCUUUGCAAGACGAGACGACAACAACAAAACCAGAUAAAAACACACAAGGAUAAACUAGAAAAACAUAAACAAAAAACCAAGCUCUCUGACCAACAGCAGCAGAUUAUGAAGAAAAAAAAGUGUAGCAGCAGCAGCAGCAGCCACAGUGAGAGCCAAAAUUUAAGCACCCCAGCAGCUGUUGCUUUAGUUUCAAAACAAAAACCGUGAAAAUCCAAAACAUGAAUUGUAAAUCUAAAGUAAACACUUAUAUAUAUAUAUAUAUUUGUUAGUCUGGAACAAUUCAACCUUAUUAUAUAUACAUACUAUUUUUUUUUCCUUUUUCUGUAAUGUGACUUGACCUUCAUGUAUGUUAUAUAAAAGCAUAUAUGUGAAUUUAAUUUUUUUUGUAAUUAUAAAAUUUAGUGCGGCUUUUUAAAAAAUGAUGAGGAUUUAGGGACGACUAAAAAGUUAUAACAAAAGAACAAAAAAAUAAAUAAAAACGAAAAACGUUUUGCUUGCAUGCAAAUAAUGGAUACAAAAUCGAAAAAAGAAAGCAAAAAAAUUUAACAUAAAGAAUAAUGUAUUUAUUUUUAUUUAUAUGACGAUGAUGAAGCAGAUGAAAGUAAAUUAAAUGUUAAACCUUAAAACAAAUAUAUACACAUACACGUACAUAUACAAAAACACACACACACACAUACGCAUAUAUACUAUACGAUAUAUGAGAUGAAAUGUAUGACGCAAUAAAGCAAACGAAAUGAACCGGAAACAGUAGAAAGAAAUUAAAGAAAUCCCAAUUUUCUAAGACUAAAUAAUGAACAAUUAUUUUUUAUCAUUAUAUACAUGAGACAGAAAAUUGAAAACCGGGUGCGCUGUUUUUUGCCCACUGUAGCGGCUGAUCAAAGACGAGCGGUGCUGAAAAAAAUAGGGUGAAAAUGGUAGAAAGAGGGCUUAGUUCUUUGAGAAAAAUAGAAUGGCUUUGAAGAAACCGAAACCCCAAGACAGAAGCUUAGAAAUGAGGCCAGAGAAAGUAUAUAAAAAAAAUGGAAGAACCACCGUUUUUCAGCUUAGUUAAGCACAACACAAACCCCUACACAACACCACCUCCUAACCCUUUCUCCAACCCCUUUCACUCAGUAUUUUUUCUCAGUUGAAAACAAAUCAAAAGCAGAGAAAUGAAAGCAAACAAAUAUGCAAACACAAUAAGCAGGUAAAUCGAGCAAAGCGAGGUACAAGAAAGUUUACACAGAGAGAAAAAGCAGCAACCAAAUAGAAAAGAAAGUAAUGAGAACACCGAAAUGGACCGCCACACCCACAAAUAACACACUCACACACUCUCGAACACACACCCACACACCUACAGCCUAAGCAUCAAUGUGCUGCAUUUGAUAAACGUAAAGAAAAAAUAAAUUAAAUAUAUAUAUACACAGA
This is a messenger RNA of Drosophila rhopaloa, 3447 nucleotides long. Its product is annotated as ras guanine nucleotide exchange factor P. NCBI's taxonomy places the organism in Eukaryota, Metazoa, Arthropoda, Insecta, Diptera, Drosophilidae. The record is from RefSeq and is a predicted model, not a curated record. The transcript has 6 exons. Bases 382 to 1875 code for a protein of 497 amino acids.